Messenger RNA from Colletes gigas, 1017 nucleotides. RefSeq lists its product as uncharacterized. The transcript is spliced from 5 exons. Gene Ontology annotation, molecular function: odorant binding. The record is from RefSeq and is a predicted model, not a curated record. Lineage: Eukaryota; Metazoa; Arthropoda; Insecta; Hymenoptera; Colletidae. The coding region runs from base 486 to 914 and encodes 142 amino acids.
AAUCAUUUCUCGACCAUCUCUCAUUCAUCAACGAAUGGUUCGCAGAAGAAGAUUAAAGAAACGACCGAUCGCCGCUCCGACGAGGAGGUCAUUUUCUGUUUACUGAUCGCCGCUACGAAAAAAAUAACUAUCCAUGAUACCGGCAUUUCGAUCGCAUAAUUUCCUUAAACAGCUUCAUUUCGCGAGACAAACAAUCACUUAGCGUGACAAAUCUGACACGAGCUGGAUGUAAUGAAAACGUUGUGGAUGUACUUGAGUCGCCUGUUACGUAAAUCCGCUAAAUCAAGGAAUUAUCUCGUUUCCUGCUGUACACUGUCAAGCCUUAGCACCUGCUAUUUUUCGACAUGCGUUCUAUAUAAAUACCGCCCUAGGAGAACCACGGUCACCAGUCGGUGAUACUAUUCAGCCAAAUCCGUUUUCCGAAUCAGUCGAUCGGCGGUACGUCUUUUCACGAUCAAAGUUCAAUUUUCGCUCGAACCCGAACCAUGAAGGCCAUCCUCGUUGUUACUUGCCUGCUGGCUGCCGCGACGGUCGUACACAGUAUAGACCAAGAUACCAUCAUACCAAAGUACAUGGAGUAUUUGAUGCCGGACGUGAAACCGUGCGCUGACGAAUUACAUAUCACAGAAGAGCAAGCUUCGAACGUACAACAGGCCCGCGAUGGAGUCGACCUUAGACAAAUGGGUUGUCUGAAAGCGUGCGUCAUGAAACGAAUGAGCAUCUUGACGGGUCUUGACUUCCACGUGGAGCCGAUAUACAAAAUGAUAGAGACGGUGCACGCUGGCAACGACGAGGACAUCAAACUAGUAAAGAAUAUCGCAACCGAGUGUGUCGGAUCAAUAAAAGGUGAGACUGACGAGUGUGUCAUGGGCAACAAAUACACCGACUGUUAUAUACAGAAUCUUUUCCAAUAGUUCGGUAGACUACUAAACGCUGCUCGCCGGAGGCCGUAACAUUGUAACGAUCAGAAUUAAUCACGUGCACAACGUUCAAUAAAAUGAUUUAAGAAAAUUCUCA